Messenger RNA from Myotis davidii, 3094 nucleotides. RefSeq names its product Cdk5 and Abl enzyme substrate 2 (gene CABLES2). The transcript has 10 exons. The record is from RefSeq and is a predicted model, not a curated record. Gene Ontology annotation, biological process: regulation of cell cycle. NCBI's taxonomy places the organism in Eukaryota, Metazoa, Chordata, Mammalia, Chiroptera, Vespertilionidae. The annotation marks the transcript as partial.
CUUGACAGAAGGCGAGUUGCCUCCCAGCGCUGCUCCCUCGAGUUCCUGGAAGACACCGUGGGAUGUCCCUCGGUUCAAAGAGCCAAGCACAUACCCGGAUCCCCCAGACACAAGGGCCUGAAGAAGACUCACUUCAUCAAGAACAUGCGACAGUAUGACACCAAGAACAGCAGGAUUGUGCUGAUCUGCGCCAAGCGCUCCCUGUGUGCGGCCUUCUCGGUCCUGCCCUAUGGAGAAGGCCUGCGGGUCAGUGACCUGAGGGUGGACAGCCAGAAGCAGAGACAUCCGUCCGGUGGCGUGUCUGUUUCUUCCGAGAUGGUCUUUGAGCUGGAAGGUGUGGAGCUGGGAGCAGAUGGAAAGGUCGUAUCUUACGCCAAGUUCCUGUACCCUACCAACGCCCUGGUCGCACAAAAGACAGACAGCCACGGCCCGCCACCCCAGCCCCGGACCAGCAUCCCCCGGGCUAUGCCAGCAUCAAGAUACAAACCUGCUGCUGCCAAGUCAGCGCCGAUCAGCACGGAGCUAGGGAGUGAUGCAGGGGAUCCCCUGGAGUAUAACCCCAACCUGCUGGAUGACCCUCAAUGGCCCUGUGGCAAGCACAAGCGAGUCCUCAUCUUUGCAUCUUACAUGACCACGGUGAUUGAAUACGUGAAGCCCUCCGACCUCAAGAAGGACAUGAAUGAGACAUUCCGAGAGAAGUUUCCACACGUCAGACUAACACUGAGCAAAAUUAGGAGUUUAAAACGUGAGAUGCGGAACCUGUCUGAGGAGUGCAACCUGGAGCCUGUGACUGUGUCCAUGGCCUACGUGUACUUCGAGAAGCUUGUCCUGCAAGGCAAGCUCAACAAGCAAAACCGCAAGCUGUGCGCAGGCGCCUGUGUGCUGCUUGCUGCCAAGAUCAGCAGUGACCUCCGCAAGAACGAAGUAAAGCAGCUCAUAGAUAAGUUAGAAGAAAGGUUUCGAUUCAACAGACGGGAUCUAAUUGGGUUCGAGUUCACAGUGCUUGUGGCCUUGGAACUUGCUCUUUAUCUUCCCGAGAACCAGGUGUUACCUCAUUACAGACGCCUCACACAGCAGUUCUAGUCUGCUGCCCGCGCCACUCGGCACACGGUCUGUGGACCCCAGGAGCUGUUCCCAGGCAGUGAAGUGCACCCCUGGCCCCCGUGGCCUCACCCUCCUAGCUGGGACACACCGACCCUGCCUUCACACUUUCUUCCUUGGGGGCCAUGCUUUCAUUCCAAAGCACCACAUCACCAUGGUAUUUUGGGGAAUAUUCCUGCGUUCUCAUGUGGACAGAAUGUGGGAUUUGUCAUUUCCCUUUUUCCACGUGCCUGAGACUGGCCUGGCACCAGGACUGUAAUUUAUGCCUUGGAUCCUGACGUCAUGGCAUCUUUCUCCUUUGCAUUGCCUUGCCUUCCACAUACCAUCGUAGCCACUGAAUGGCAUCACAGUGGUGACUGUUUCCAGAUGCUGCUGAGCACACUCAAGUCCCUGAAGCUAAUGAAGUUAAGCAUUAAUCUUGACUUUCCAAUUUCUGGAUGUGGAAAGCACUGGAACACACCCUGCCCAGCCCACUGUCCAUUCCCCUCCCCACAUCCACAAGCAGAGCAGAGAAGACUCCUGGUUUUGAUGAGUUUUAUUCUUGGACCCGUUCUUCCAAGCAUCAUGUCACUGAAGUCCUCGUACCUGAGUGUUACGCAGGCCAGCAGGCCUCUGCAAACACAAGCUGCCCCUUCACCUCAUCCAGAAAACCCACUGGCCUGCGACACUGGAUCUUCAGAUGACUGCAUUGCUGGAGUGUGGCUUUUGAUCUUAUUAAGCAAUAUUAUGACAGAACAGCCUAUUGUCAUCUGGGAUUCUGUUCUGUGUUUCUCAUAAGGGAACACAAACUAGUUAAAUGUGUGAAGCUGUGAGUUGAAACCACACUUGUUCAAGCUGCAAGGAGACCGACUACUUCACAGCCCACAGCACAGCUUCCCCAAGAGGUCGGCUCAAUGCCCUUCUCCCAAGGCUGUCCGACAACUGGCCGGUGCAGUCACACUCUGACCCCAGCUGCCAGUGAUCCUCCCUCCUACUAAGGCCCAUGCUCUGCCUUUCCAGGUUUGUUGCCCUUUGUACGAACUGUUGUCCAGUUCUCCAGCUCGCUGCCCCACCAAAGACACGUUCAGGACUGGCGAGUCAGCUGGCCUGAAAGAUGGCUAUGAUCAAGCUGCUCCUAUUGUGCUACAGACCUGUGACUGGAGGGGCCCUGGGUCAGCCCCCAUCUUGUACUGUGUGUGGGCUGGUGCUUUUGCAGAACAGCCAGUUCUGCUCAUCACAGCACCCAACCACCAGCAACUCGGCCCAGACCCCAGGCGAGGUGCAGGCCAACCACCCAUCCACUUGCUGCCUGCAGGUCUGUUCCUUCUGCCACUCAAAGGAAAACUGCAGGAUGGAGGAUCACGCCUGUGUCCAUGGUCCAAACUUACUGCAGUGUGCCUCCCUCUCCAAGAUGGCUUCCUAAACCCAACAUGCAACCAAGCUAGAUCGGAGGGUGUAAGGUGCUAGGCCCCAGCAACUUCUGGAAAGCAACCUGUCCUGCCACCAUGUAUCUCAAGAACACUUGUUACAAGCACUGUUAAGGGACUCUCAAAACGUCCCGGUUUACAGCUUAGCCUUGAAGGACCUGUCUCUUCAGGAAUUUCUAUACGGACUAAAGUUAGAUCAGCUGAGAAAUACGGUAAUUUAAGUUUGCACAUUUAUGUAUUAAGAUUUAGCCAUUUGCCCAUCUCAUCUGUAACCUUCCCAGCUGUGUCCUUUAGUGAUGCUGGAGCUGCCACUGUGUGGUACUCAAGAAUCCCUGCAGAAAAGCCAGUAUUUAAAGCCAAUCCUCAGCCUGAAUCCCUGUCCUCUGGAAGAAGACCCAAUCGACCUCUGAGUUGGUCCACGGCCCAGUGCCACUUGCUCAGAACCCAGUAGCAGUUGUGGUUUUUAAUUGUGCGUUAAGCAACUAUCUGACCUCAAUGCCAAGUUGUGUCACAAGUGUUUGUAUUUGUGCUUUAAAGUAAAAUUAAAUGCUGCGGCGCUCACCAUUUCCGCGGCACGUACAGGUCCA